GUACGUGAUGCCGGAAAUAACGUCACAAACAAGGCUUACAAUAGUAAGCGGUACCGGGAGAUAAGUGUCACCUUUGCUAAAAAGUCAUUUGGGAAGGGAGUGGGAAGCUGUUGGGGCACCCGCUCAAGGUAUUGUUACACAGUAAGAAAGUUAUUCAACAAGGCACUAAUGGAUCACGCCCGGUCAACAAUUCAAAAUUUAUUUCGUGGUGAGCCACGUACAUACACUCGUUUUAGCCUGGCCCAGCAGAUGGAUGGAGACCAUAGCCAAGUAGAAAUGAAACUAGGAAAUCCUGAGAUGGAAGAAGAAAUGGGAAACUCCUUUGGAGACACUACAACCACCCGCAUUAAACCGAGAAGUAAUCCAAGGAGCACUUGUUUUAUGAUCACAGGGACUUUGCUUGUUUUCCUCAUUGGAUUUUUGAUUGGCUACUUAGCAUUUCGAGGCAAGGUUGAUAUUACAAACAAUAUUUGUUCUUAUGGAACUACUUUGCCAUCUUGUCAAACUAUUCCGUCAGAUUCAGAAGAUAUUCCUGAAGCAAUUAAUAAUGAUGUUGCACAAGUGUUGAGUUUGGCUGAACUGAAAGAUCAAUUUACUACUAAACUGACAAAUUCCAAUUAUAGUGAUCGUAUUCAGAAGAUAGCAGUCGAUGGUCAUGAGGCUGGAUCUGACCGUGACGAUCAGAUAGCAAGGUUUAUUACUGGGGAAUUCAAGAGCUAUGGGUUGGACAUUUGGAACAAUGAACAGUAUGUGACUCUUCAGCAAAGUGGAAGUGACAAUAAAGUAACCAUUCUGGAAAAUGGGGUACCAGCAGAUUCUUACACUACAGCCCGAUACUUGGCUUAUAGUGCUUCUGGGAGUGUCACGGGCAAAUUGGUUUAUGCAAAUUAUGGAAAAAAGGAUGAUUUUAAUGAGCUGAAGAGAAGAAAUAUUGCAGUCAAUGGAACAGUUGUUUUAGUCAGAGAUGGCAAAAUUAGUCUUGCAGAAAAAGUUGCUUUUGCAGAAAGUGAAAACGCUGUUGCAGUUUUGAUAUACAGGGACCAAAAAGACUAUCCAAAUCUUAAUAAAGGAGAUGACUUCUUUGGGCAUGUUCACUUUGGUUCUGGUGAUCCUUUUACUCCUGGCUUCCCUUCUUUUAACCACACCCAGUUUCCUCCUGCUAAAUCAUCUGGAUUACCUGGUAUUCAAGCACAGUCCAUUUCAGCUAAUUUUGCCCAAACACUUCUAAAUAAAAUGAAUGGAGAACAUGCACCCUCUGACUGGGAAGGAAGUUUCACAUCCUACAAGUUAACAGGAGAUGACAGCUUAAAGGUCAAAGUAGAAGUUAACAAUGUUUUUCUUGAAAAGAAGCUCUACAGUGUUUUUGGUGUCAUCAAGGGCCUUGUUGAUCCAGAGCGGUAUGUUGUAGUUGGUGCUCAGAGAGAUUCGUUUGGUCCUGGUGCUACAAAGUCUGCUGUAGGUACUGCUUUACUUUUGGAACUUUCCAGAGCAUUAUCAAGUUUGGUGAAAGAUGGCUAUAAACCUAAAAGAAGCAUUGUUUUUGCAAGCUGGAGUGGUGGCGAUUAUGGGCACGUUGGGGCAACAGAAUGGCUAGAGGGUUUUAUGUCCAUGUUGCAUUUAAAGGCCUUUGCUUACAUAAACCUAGACAGCACAGUGCUGGGAUCCAAAAAAUUUAAAGCUUCGGCCAGCCCUAUGAUGUAUAGCCUUCUGAAAACUGUUUUGAAAGAGGUAAAAUUUCCCGGUGAGCUUUCAGUAUACCAGAAGUAUGCUGAAUCAGAUGAUUGGGAGAGCCAAAUACUUGUACCCAUGUCAAUGGAUGAUGCAUCCUACCCAUUCUUGGCUUACUCUGGAAUCCCAUCUAUCUCUUUCAGCUUUACAGAGAAGGAUGAUCGUAGUUAUGACUUCUUUGGAACACAACUCGAUACAUUAUCACGGCUGAUUAGUACAUUAAAUGAAGAUGAAAAACUGAGACCACUACUUGAUUCUGCCAUGAAUGUGGCUGGACGCAUGGUUCUGAAAUUGACUCAUGAUAACCUAAUAAGUUUGGAUUGUGAGAGAUACAGUAAAGUAGUGUCAGCAUUUGUGGUCCGCUUCAAUCGCUAUAUUCGAGAAGUAAAGGCGGCAAAUCUAUCAUCCCAGUGGCUGUUCUCUGCUAAUGGCGACUACAAACGUGCUGUUGGAUCACUAAAAAAAGACAUAAUUAACAGCGACUUAAACGAAAAUAACAUGGCUAAAGCCAUUAAUGACCGUAUUAUGAGGGUGGAACAUCAAUUCCUUUCUCCCUAUGUUUCUGCAAAGGAUGCUCCUUUCAGACACAUUUUCAUUGGCAAAGGUGGUCACACUAUACAAGCUUUGCUUGAUAACCUGGAUCUUCUGAAGAAAAACAAGGAUGCAGUUAAUGUUGAUGUCAUGAAAAACCAGCUUGCACUAGCCACUUGGACCAUACAAGGAGUAGCUAAUUCACUGUCUGGAGAUGUUUGGAAUUUAGACAAUGAAUUCUAACAAGUAAUCAUUGCUUGUGUAUGUGUAAGGUUUCAGGUGUAACAAUAUUAGCACUGAGAUUACUUUCAAUCUAAUAUAAAAAUGUAUUUUGGCGUUAAGUAUUAGUAAAAGUAAAAUGUUUAUUAAUGAUGCUGUUCAUUCUGAAUGAACAGGUCUCUGGAAUGAAAUUCCAAAGAGCAAAAGAACCUACACAAAUCCUGAGCACAUCUGCUUAGAUCUUCUUUCCUUGAAUUUUCCAUGCUCAGUGUAUGAUAUACUUUUAAACCUGCAUUGAUGUUCCUUUUCGUUCAAAUUCAUUGAAAAGGUGUUAGAUGAGUCCUCUAAAAUAGUAUUUUUUUGUAACAUGCGAUGGAUCGGUCAUCUUGAAUCAGAUGUUGACUGCAUAAUCAUAGAUUUUUUUUUUUUUUUUUUUGCAUGCCUCCCUUACACACAAGCUUUUUAGUAAUAGGACAAGUUUUCAGAAGCUCUAAAAAUGUGAACUUUUUCUGUCGAGUUGACAUUUCUCUUUUCACUGUUUUAGAUGUAGGUAAUUGUGCCAGCUUAAGUUGUGUAGAUGUUUCUACAUAUCAAUAUGCUUUUGUCCUGUAAUUUCAUAAAGCAUAUAGUUCUGUAGUAAACAUUGUUUUACAUUUUCAAAAUGACAGUACAGUAAAACUAGGUGAACACUGCUUAGGUUUGAAAGAAUAGUGGUAGCACUGCAUAUUACUUGAAAAACCUCAUUUUCCUGAAAGAGAGUUAGUAAUAAAGGAAGUCAGUUUUUCACCUUGACAAAUAUUUGUUUAAAUCCUCUAUUGAUUUAUAACUACCCCACCCACAUCAACUGACAUAUGACAAUAAGUAAAAUGUUGCAGUCCUGGUCUAUCGCUAGUGAGGUUUUGACUAUUUUUCCUGUCUGCCAAUGUCACUUGGCCAAAAAAAGAAAAAUCAGGAAAGUUGUGUGUGUUGUGUGCUGUUUUAUUUUUGAAAUCUGGCACCAAGGUAUUUAUUUGCAUUUAUUUAUUUAUCAGUGACCGUGUUCACUAUAAAUAUUCUGUCUGUUUUUGUAUUUUUUUUAUUUUUAUUUUUUAUACAUAAUAUAAUUAUCGGAAGCAGUGCCUACCAUAAUUAUGACAGUUAUACUGUCGGUUAAAUAAAAGCAGCAUCUGCUACCGGAACAGUUGUGACCAAAACUUAUUAACCAGAAACUUUAAUCUUUCAACAGUGUUCCAGGCCAAAUUAGAACAGCAAGUAUAAAAUAACAUGAAAGUUCUAAAGAAUUUAGCUUUUUAAAGUAUUUUAUUCCUACUCCCCUACCCAAAAAUGACUAAAUAUCAGAACCAGUUAUGUUGUUGAUCUGGUACUUCAGUGGAUAUUUUGUCCUUGCCCCUCAUCUGUGACACUGAAGAGUUGACAUUUUUACUUGUUCAAGUUUGAGAGGUUUCAGUUUCUGGUCUGUUAAUUUUGGCACAUUAUAUGUAAUCCUAGAAUUAUCGGGAGCAGUGUCUUCCAUAAUGUGAAUUUUAAAAAGGUAGUUUUUGCCUACCAAUGUGUAUAUAUCGGGGGCAGUGACCGCCCAUAUUUCACACUGAGGUGUAUGUAAUUAUCGGGAACAGUGUAUUCCCAUAAUUUUAUAUAUAAUAUAUUUGUCAUCAUAAAUUAAGUGUGAUUGCUUCACUUUCAACAAGUUGAUUCCUGGCUUAACUGUGCCUUUGAUAUGAUCCUUUUUUUAGCUUUUGUAUAACUGAAGCUUAUCUAUCUUUAUUCUCACACACAAGGUAAACAUUAAUGAUGUAGGCUGAGUGAAGGUUGGUUACUUAUUUACCUGAUUUUUGGGCUUCUCUUACUUUAAAAGUACACCAAAUGUUUGUCAAUACAGUCUGUAAUAAGAUGUACACUUUAUAAACAGCCUUUGGUGUUCAAAGACUUUUCUAUCCUAAUGAUGCUAUCACUUACUUUUAAAAUGACAUCUAUAAUAGAAGUGAAUGUGAAAUCCUUCAAUUUUGUCUACAGUGGAACAUUUGUAUGUAGAAAUAUGCAUGGAUGCUUUCUUUUUCAAGUUUUGUCUAAAAUGUGUUUGUGGUGUGCUUUCCUUUCUGCAUUGUGCAAACAGCUUGUACUUUUCUGAACUAUUAGGAAUUAGCUAGGUUUAACCAAUAUAUCAUUGUUCUGAUUGACACCACUCAUGUCUGUCAUGUGGCUGGCAUAUCGGACUCUCACCUUUUUCUGCCUUGCAGGUGAUGAGUGCAAAGAGCAGCACCAUUCAACCUUUUUUAGGUUCAAGCCCAAUUUAAAGCGAGUAUUGCCACCUAGUGCUUGGUGUAAAAAUAAAUAAA
This is a messenger RNA of Erpetoichthys calabaricus (reedfish), 4814 nucleotides long. Its product is annotated as transferrin receptor protein 1-like. Gene Ontology annotation, biological process: iron ion transport; intracellular iron ion homeostasis. The transcript is spliced from 19 exons. NCBI's taxonomy places the organism in Eukaryota, Metazoa, Chordata, Cladistia, Polypteriformes, Polypteridae. Gene Ontology annotation, cellular component: external side of plasma membrane. The coding region runs from base 169 to 2502 and encodes 777 amino acids. The record is from RefSeq and is a predicted model, not a curated record.